Cajanus cajan (pigeon pea) is the source of this 752-nucleotide messenger RNA. RefSeq lists its product as uncharacterized. The record is from RefSeq and is a predicted model, not a curated record. NCBI's taxonomy places the organism in Eukaryota, Viridiplantae, Streptophyta, Magnoliopsida, Fabales, Fabaceae.
GACCCACCCAACCCAUAUUGCAAUGUAACAAGUUAAGACUAGCAUUUCAUAUCUUUCUCCUUCUCUCUAUAAGCCAAAAGGGAUCAAUUGAUUCAUCAUGUCUUUUGUUGUGGCAGAAGAUGUGAGGAAGAGGGCAAAAAUGUACUAUGGAGAUGAAAUUUGCCAAGUGAAGUCAAGGGAGAUGCUAAAGGAAAUGGGCCUUCCUAAUGGUCUCCUCUGCUUGAAGGACAUCCAGGAGUGUGGCUACGACAAGGAGUCUGGCUUUGUCUGGCUCAAGCAGAAGAAAAGCUACACUCACAAAUUUGAGAAAAUUGGAAGGCUUGUGUCCUAUGCACCUGAGGUCAGUUGCCAUAUUGAAAAGGGUAAGAUCACAAAACUUGUUGGGGUUAAGUCUAAGUACCUCAUGAUUUGGAUUGGGAUCAGCGACAUUUAUGUCGAUGACCCACCCACUGGCAAUAUCACCUUCCAGAUCCCUUCCGGCCAAUUUAAGAAACAUCCUAUCUCUGCCUUUGAUAUUGAGGAGGAUGCCAAGGAGAGUAAGCAAGUUAAAGAGGUCUAAUAUCAUAUAUCAUUAUGUGUUAAGGAGGUGGUUGUGUUGCCAAAGUUCAUCAAUAAAUUUAUUUCUAUUGUUACCCUUUUGUAUCAAUCUUAGCAAGCCUUUUAUGGCUUUAUAUUAUAGAUAAUGAACCAUCCUCUUGUUAUCAUAAUGCCAAUUUGAUUUCAUAAAUGCAUUUGUUGUUAAUCUUUUUUCC